AAUUUGAGUAAUAGCAUUCGAUGCUAUGUGUGGGGAUUUCCCAGAAAUGGCAGGGUGGUGUCUUUAUCAUCAAGUGAAUGAUAGCACGGCAAACAUGCCGAUAAUCACCGAUGGCUUCUCUGCGGGUCGUGCUGUGCGGGGCUUUCGCGGGAGAUUUAAGCUGUUGGCGUUUGCUAUCAAGAGAAUCGUCAGUUUGUAAUCGCGAUCGAAUGUUGCUGGAACAAGGAUUCAGACAUGAACGGGCUCGAAAUCGAUCCCUUUAUCGCGGCUCUUCCCAAAGUCGAGCUGCAUGUCCAUAUUGAAGGCACACUGACGCCGGCGCUGCGAUGGAAAUUGGCACACCGUAAUAACAUCUCACUGCCCUACAAGACAUACGACGAACUGGCCAAUUCAUACAAAGUGACCUACAAUCAUCGGCGAGAAGUCAAUGGUGAUAAUGGUGCCCCGACUUUUCUCGAAGCUUACUUCGCAGGCUGCCAAGUGCUCUGCACCGAGGAUGAUUUCUACGAAUUAGCAAUGGACUACUUUAAAAAGGCGCACGAGAUGAACGUGCGGUAUGUCGAGCCCUUUUUUGACACACAGGCACACACACGGCGAGGAAUCCCCGCUGAAGCAGUGCUAAAUGGCUACCUCCGCGCGCAACAGGAGAGCGUAGGAAAGUACAGUGUCCGAAGCAACUGGAUCUUUUGUUUUCUGCGCGACGAGGCGUUGGAGGACGGGCUGGACGCAUAUCGUGCCGCAUUGCCGUGGGCUCGCACGAGAGAUGGGAAAGGCAAAGGUUUAUUCCAUGCUGUUGGGUUGGCUAGCAACGAGUACAACCGUCCGCCAUUACUUUUCGAAGAGGCUUUUCGGCUAGCGAAGGAGGACGGUCUGCACAUCACCAUGCACUGCGACGUUGAUCAAAAGGAUGCAGUCGAGCAUAUGCACGAGGCUAUUUUUGACAUCUGUGACGGAGCAGGUACUGAAAGGAUCGACCACGGCCUCAAUGCGAUCGACCGGGAGGGUUUGAUCCCCGGCCUGAAGAGUCGUGGCAUUGGGUUAACGCUGUGCCCGCACGCGUAUCAUCGUCGUCAGGCCACUGAGGUUCUCUUCCCGAAGAUUCGGAGACUGUGGGACGAGGGAGUGAAAAUAUGUAUCAACAGCGAUGACCCGACAUAUAUGCACAAUGUUUGGAUCGACGGGAAUAUGAUGAAGGUGUAUAAGUACUGUGGCUUCACGAAAGCGGAUAUGGUGACGCUGGUACGGAACGCGGUGGAGAUCAGCUGGGCAGACGAGGGUACCAAGACGGAGAUACUGAAGGAGUUGGAAUUGGUAAUAUGUUGAAAUAGAUAUAGGGUACAAUGUAUGUUAACGAUUAAUAAGAACAAGGGCGCAGAAGCAGCUUCAAUAUUGGAGUUUGCAUUAGUUGCAAAAAGGAGA
Molecule: messenger RNA, 1419 nt
Organism: Talaromyces proteolyticus
Lineage: Eukaryota; Fungi; Ascomycota; Eurotiomycetes; Eurotiales; Trichocomaceae
Product: putative adenosine deaminase
Exons: 1
Coding region: 235-1323 (362 amino acids)
Biological process (GO): hypoxanthine salvage; adenine catabolic process
Cellular component (GO): cytosol
Molecular function (GO): adenine deaminase activity
Source: RefSeq, a predicted model, not a curated record